Molecule: messenger RNA, 2029 nt
Organism: Aphanomyces astaci
Lineage: Eukaryota; Oomycota; Saprolegniomycetes; Saprolegniales; Verrucalvaceae
Product: GTP-binding protein LepA
Exons: 15
Coding region: 19-1962 (647 amino acids)
Biological process (GO): positive regulation of translation
Cellular component (GO): mitochondrion
Molecular function (GO): GTP binding; GTPase activity; mitochondrial ribosome binding
Source: RefSeq, a predicted model, not a curated record
CGAAAAGCAACGAGCAUCAUGCUGCGGUGGGUCAAAGCAAGCGGCAAUCGCGGCGCUCUCUGGAAGGCCACGGGUGGCCGAACGUUCAGCUCUACUCGUGAUGAAGUGACGCCGAAGACACUGGGCAAGAUCAUGGCGUCCCAACUGGACGACAUCGCCGUCGAGCACACGCGCAACUUCAGCAUUGUGGCCCAUAUCGACCACGGAAAAUCCACAUUGGCCGAUCGGUUGCUCGAACUCAGUGGCAACAUCACGUCGAAAGAGCGCGAAUCGGCGCAGCAUCUCGACAACCUCCAGGUGGAGCGGGAACGCGGCAUCACGGUGAAGGCGCAAACAGCUUCCAUGCUGUACCACGACAAGAAAUCGAACGAGCGGUACCUGUUGAACCUCGUCGACACGCCAGGACAUGUGGACUUUAGCUACGAAGUGAGCCGGUCCCUGAGCGCAUGCGAGGGGGUUCUCUUGCUGGUGGACGCGUCCCAGGGCAUCCAGUCGCAAACCCUCGCGACGUACCACGCCGCCAAGGACAAGGGGCUUCGGGUGGUGCCCGUGCUCACCAAGAUCGAUAUGCCGCACGCGCAGCCGGACGAAUGCAUGCUCAGCCUCUCGGCGCUGCUUGAUGUGGACCCAGAGUCGGUGCUGCUGACGUCGGCCAAGAGCGGUGUUGGCAUUGCCGAUGUGUUGCAAACGGUGGUGGAUCUAUUGCCGCCGCCAGUGGCCGACCGCCACGCGCCGCUCAAGUGUCUCUUGGUGGACUCAUAUUAUGACGAUUACCGAGGCAUUGUGUGCCUGGUUAAGGUAGUGGACGGAAAAAUAUCUCCUGGCGACAAGGUCGUGAGUGCUGCGACAAAGACCAGCUAUGAUAUCCAGGAAACGGGCGUGCUCUUGCCGCAUCGGUCUCCCACACAAGGAUUGCAAGGGGGCCAAGUGGGGUACAUCAUUGCAGGCAUGAAGACCACGACGGAAGCCAAGAUUGGCGAUACAUUUUUCCACCCAAACCAACCCGUGGAGCCGCUGCCUGGCUUCCAAGAAGUGCGCAGCAUGGUAUUUGCGAGCAUGUACCCCACGGACGAGUGCAGCUUUGACGACCUGCGCAAUGCGAUGGGCAAAUUGACGCUCAACGACGCGAGUGUGUCGGCCCAGAUCGAAAACAGCGGAGCUCUGGGCAUGGGGUACCGGUGUGGGUUUCUGGGGCUGCUGCACAUGGAAGUAUUCCAUCAGCGGCUGUCGGACGAGCAGAACAUGCAGGUGCUGGUCACGGCGCCCAUGGUGCCGUACACGAUCAUCGACGCCAAGGGCGGCCGGUCGAUUGUCGAGACCCCGGGUGACUUUCCAGAGUCCACCAAGUACUACCAAGUAGAAGAACCUAUGGUCGAAGCGUCCAUCUUGACACCCACAGACUACCUCGGCACGAUUCUCGUGCUUGUGAAUGACAAGCGAGGCGUGCAGACCAACAUGGUGUACCUGGAGGACAACCGCGUGGCGCUGACGUUUCUCCUCCCGUGGCAGGAAGUGGUCACGGAGUUUUACAACGAGCUCAAGACCAUCACGUCGGGCUAUGCGUCGUUGAACUACCGCGAAGUGGAGCCCCAGCAAUCUGACAUUGUCAAGGUCGACAUCUUGAUCAACGGCAAGAUCCUCGACGCCCUGUCCUUUGUCUGCCAUCGAUCCAAGGCCACGGCCGCCGGUCGAGCGCUGUGCCUCAAGCUGAAAAACGUGAUCGACCGCCAGCAGUAUGAAAUCUCCAUCCAAGCCACGCUCGGUGCCAAGGUAUUUGCCAAGGAGCGCAUCGCCCCGUUCCGAAAAGACGUGCUGAUCAAGAGCGGCAAGGCCGUGGGCGGCGGCGACGUCACGCGCAAGCAGAAGCUGCUCAAGAAGCAGAAGGAGGGCAAGAAGCGCAUGAAGACGGUCGGGAACGUCCAGCUGUCGCAGAAUGCGUUCUGGUCGGUCAUGUCCAAAUAAUCAAACCAGUGUUCCGAGUAGUACAUCCAUAAUACUACUAGUUAUGAAUAGUAGUAGUACUAGUGUG